GACUGGGCAGUUGCCGAAGGCCCUGGGGGGGGGCCCAGACUGUGGUUGUGUGCCCCCCCCCCAGCAUGGGCCCAAGUUAGUCAGCCUCACCCCAUUCGGCAUCCUCCAGGCCCAGAGGGAACCCCAGGGGCUCUGAAGGCUUGACCCACCACCUGGCCACCAUGGAGACAAAGCUGCCCCCUGCAAGCACCCCCACCAGCCCUUCUUCCCCAGGGCUAUCGCCUGUGCCCCCACCCGACAAGGUGGAUGGCUUCUCCCGCCGUUCCCUCCGCAGGGCCCGGCCCCGGCGCUCCCAUAGCUCCUCCCAGUUCCGCUAUCAGAGCAACCAGCAAGAGCUCACGCCACUGCCCCUGCUCAAAGAUGUGCCAGCCUCGGAACUGCACGAGCUCUUGAGCCGGAAGCUGGCCCAGUGUGGGGUGAUGUUUGACUUUUUGGACUGUGUGGCUGACCUGAAGGGGAAGGAGGUGAAGCGGGCAGCACUCAAUGAGCUGGUGGAGUGUGUGGGGAGCACCCGGGGGGUCCUCAUUGAGCCUGUCUACCCAGACAUCAUCCGCAUGAUCUCAGUGAAUAUCUUCAGGACCCUACCACCCAGUGAGAACCCUGAAUUUGAUCCUGAAGAGGAUGAACCCAACCUGGAGCCUUCCUGGCCACAUCUGCAGCUGGUAUAUGAGUUUUUCCUGCGUUUCUUGGAGAGCCCAGAUUUUCAACCCUCUGUGGCCAAGAGAUAUGUGGAUCAAAAGUUUGUGCUGAUGCUCCUGGAGCUAUUUGAUAGUGAGGACCCCCGGGAGCGUGAGUACCUCAAGACCAUCCUGCACCGGGUCUAUGGCAAGUUCCUGGGGCUCCGGGCCUACAUCCGCAAACAGUGCAGCCACAUCUUCCUCCGGUUCAUCUAUGAACUUGAGCACUUCAAUGGUGUGGCUGAGCUGCUGGAGAUCUUAGGAAGCAUCAUCAAUGGCUUUGCACUGCCCCUGAAGACCGAGCACAAGCAGUUCCUGGUCCGGGUCCUGAUUCCCCUACACUCUGUCAAGUCACUGUCUGUUUUUCAUGCCCAGCUGGCAUACUGUGUGGUGCAGUUCCUGGAGAAGGACGCCACCUUGACAGAGCACGUGAUCCGGGGGCUGCUGAAAUACUGGCCAAAGACCUGUACACAGAAGGAGGUGAUGUUUCUGGGGGAGAUGGAAGAGAUUCUUGAUGUCAUUGAGCCCUCCCAGUUUGUGAAGAUCCAGGAGCCGCUCUUCAAGCAGGUGGCCCGCUGUGUGUCCAGCCCCCAUUUCCAGGUUGCAGAGCGGGCUCUGUAUUUCUGGAACAAUGAGUAUAUCCUGAGCCUCAUCGAGGACAACUGCCACACUGUGCUGCCUGCUGUGUUUGGGACCCUCUACCAAGUCUCUAAGGAACACUGGAAUCAAACCAUCGUAUCUCUGAUCUACAACGUGCUCAAGACGUUCAUGGAGAUGAAUGGAAAGCUGUUUGAUGAGCUCACAGCCUCCUACAAGCUAGAAAAGCAGCAGGAGCAGCAGAAGGCCCGGGAGCGUCAGGAGCUAUGGCAAGGCCUGGAGGAGCUGCGGCUACGCCGGUUACAGGGGACCCAAGGGGCCAAAGAGGCACCCCUCCAACGGCUUACAGCCCAGGUGGCCACUAGUGGGGGUCAGAGCUAGAGAUCCCCUAGAAGGGGAGGAGCUAAAUCCAGAGCUAUCAGUCCCUCCAUCCCCUCUCCUACCCAGGGGCCCAGAGAGACACACCUACACCUGGCCUUGCCAGAGCAGGCUUGGAGGGCUCCCUGCCUGGCCCAGCAUGGGCAGCUUUCACUGUGGGGAGAGGAGGAGAGGAGAUGGUGGUCCUGGCAACAGAACUCUCAGGCCUUUGUGGCAGGACUUGACCAGGGCAGGCUUGACCAGGAAGCUGCCACUGGGGACUGCACCUGCCCCGCAAAGCUGGGCUCCAGACUGCAGGCCGGUUCCCCCCCCUGCUCCCGCCUAGAGCAAGGGGACUCAGCCCCUCGCCUGCCCCGCCUCGUGCCAGCACGGGGUCCUUCCUCACCCUACCAUGGGAUCCAUGGUCUAUUUAUUCUCCCCAGCUCACCCCAACACAUGCCCCUGGGGGCAUGUUCUUUCCCUCCCCUCCCUCACCCUGUACUUCCUUGUCCCUUUUUAUUUAUUGGGCAGGGGGAGGGGUGAGGGCACAGGCAGAAGAGAUUCCCCGUGUCCUAGGGUGGGGGGGUGUCACAGUUACCAUAGUCUGUCCCCCUUCCCCUGGCUGGGGGUAGACUUUAAAUAAAGAGAGAAACUUGA
Molecule: messenger RNA, 2288 nt
Organism: Neomonachus schauinslandi (Hawaiian monk seal)
Lineage: Eukaryota; Metazoa; Chordata; Mammalia; Carnivora; Phocidae
Gene: PPP2R5B
Product: protein phosphatase 2 regulatory subunit B'beta
Exons: 13
Coding region: 162-1655 (497 amino acids)
Biological process (GO): protein dephosphorylation; signal transduction
Cellular component (GO): nucleus; cytosol; protein phosphatase type 2A complex
Molecular function (GO): protein phosphatase activator activity
Source: RefSeq, a predicted model, not a curated record